Culex pipiens pallens (northern house mosquito) is the source of this 2094-nucleotide messenger RNA. RefSeq names its product protein Spindly (gene Spindly). Lineage: Eukaryota; Metazoa; Arthropoda; Insecta; Diptera; Culicidae. The record is from RefSeq and is a predicted model, not a curated record. The coding region runs from base 110 to 1963 and encodes 617 amino acids. The transcript has 3 exons. Gene Ontology annotation, cellular component: nuclear pore. Gene Ontology annotation, molecular function: structural constituent of nuclear pore. Gene Ontology annotation, biological process: mRNA export from nucleus.
CGGUGAAAGUCAUACAAACAAAAACAACGCAUUUUGCAACCGCCAACCGUCAAUUUUGUAAAGUUUAAAUUAUUUCCAUUUCAAAUGGUAACUUAUUUAGCGCCUUAUUAUGAGUGCCAACCAAACAAUUAUUGCGGACGUGAACUCGCUGACCGGGGACGAACUGGCGGAGCAGUACCGGCGAUUGGCCGAAACCUACAAAUCACUCAAACGGACCUACGAAGAUGAGCUGCAAACGAGCUACGAACUUCGCCGAAACUACCAAACCGCGCAGGAAUCGGUCACCUACAUGACCGCGGAGUUAGACUCGAUCGACUCUGUGCACAAGGUCGAGCUGGAAAAAGUAGGAGAAAAGUAUUCUCAGUCACUAACCGCUCUAAAGGAGACCAACUCGGAACUAAAGCAGCAAAAUGCGGCUCAUGAAACGACCAUCGAAUGUUUGCAACAGCAGAUGAAUCAACUGAAUGAAAAGAUCGAAGAGUUGGAGUCGGCUGGCUCGAAGGCAGAUUCGAUUGCGGGGAAUGUCUCGCUUAGUACGGAGAAGGAAUCGUUUCUGGAACGUGAAAAUGAAGAACUGAAGCAGUUGGUCUCGGAUCAGCAGGAGAAAAUUGAUACGCUAAUGCUUCAGAUGGUCAAUUCCGAAAGCAAGUUGGAGAAUCUGAAAGAGAAACUCGCCUGCAUUGAGGACAAUCUGAGCGCGAAGAAGCAAGAGCUCGAGGAAUUGCAAACGAUGCUGGAAUCAACGCAGGAUGAGAACAUGCGACUCAACGCUGACCUGGCGGCGCUCAACAGUGUCCCCGACGAUGCCAACAAAAAGGGCAACUCUUUGUUUGCGGAGGUUGAUGAUCAGCGGCAGAAAAUGAUCGAUAUGUUGCAGGCUCAGCGGAAACGUUAUUUGGAGAUGAAAAAGUUACACACCGAGAGUCAGUUCCAGAUCCGGCGGCUGACCCGAGAGAAUCGCGAACUCUGUGACGAUAUAAGGACGUGCAGCGAACUUUUUUUGAAAGCGGACAGUAGCUUCCGAGACGAGAUGAACCGGCAAAUUAGCCAACUGACCGAAGAAGUACAACGGUUACGCGAUCAGCUUGCUUCAACCGAACGAUUGCUGGUUGAUCGAACGAGCGGAACGGGCUGGGUGGACCCUUUUGUCGCGUAUUACCGAAACGAAACAAACACUCUCAAAAAUCAGCUGUUUCAAUCCCAAAUGGCCAAGCGUCUCGUGGACGAGAUCUGCUUCGAGGCGCAGCAGGAUUUGGCCAAGUGGCGAUUCGAAGCACUCAAGUCACGCUACACCAUAAUCAACCGGGAAUCGCUGCUGGAGGAACAUGAGAUUGCGUUCCCGUCGUUCGAUUCAAUGCAGGCCGGAAUUCACAUCGACGAUAAUCUGAUCCGACAGGCUAAGCCACACAUUUCCUUCUCAAUGGGAACCGCCAAGGCAGACCAGAAGCAGAGCGAACUUGACUUGCUGUCCGAUCUUCACAUCGACGUCACAAUUCCUACCGUGGACACGUUGUCCAAACUUAAAACACCAUCCCUUCUACUGCCGCCGCCACCCCCUCCCCCACCACCGGCCGUCACACCCGCCCCCUCUGCAAAUAUCGAGGAAGAGAUCCUUACCCCGCUGGCCACUCCACUGGUCACGCCCGUUCAAUCUCCCCGGUCGGUCAAGAAAGAAGUUGGCACCGCCGAGCGAUGCACGCCGCUGGUUUACCGGAACCUUGUUUUUACACCAAACGACAAACCACUCAGCGAGAAGAAAAAUCCACCGGCGAGUGGGGCGGUCGUCUCUGCUGCCGAAGGAAAGGAAAAUGUUCCCUGUGCUGAGCCCCAACAGUCGCAAUCGCAGAGCAAAUCGUGGGGUUGGAUUUCGGAGAAGCGGACCAAGAACAACGUGGUUAUCAGACGGUUUAAAUUUCCCGAUCGGAAGGCGACCCCAGCGAACGAGAAACAGACCGAGCAGUAGCUACUUGUGGCCGCUGGGAACGGGGCUUGAAUGUUUACUCGUAUCUGCAAUAUUGUAUUCCUUUUGUAGUUUUUGUUCGAUUCAUCUAAGACUAGAAAAUGUUUAAUUUGAAAUAAAUAUUAUAGACUCAA